AUGAAAGCCUACAUCUUUUCCCUGUCUUUCUUGACAUGCCUACCCUUAGUGUAUGGCCUGUACGACGAUAUACCUGACUGUGCACUACCAUGUCUAUUCGAACCGCUCGAUUACACAGCAUGCCAGUUCAGUAACUCGACAUGUCUCUGCGAAGACAUGAAUUAUAACAUGGCCGUGAUCCAUUGCGUUCGAAUCCAGUGCAGUGUGCAGCAAGCUCUCAUCACGAAGAAUCGAACAUGGCAAGACUGCGGGUUCGCAUAUCACGAUGAAGGUGUAUCCAUCGCAUGGGUUCCAUCAUUUCUCUUCGCGGUGGUGACCCUGUCUUUCGCGAUGCGCUUGGCGACGAAAUGGAUAGGUUUAUCGACGUGGGGGUUAGACGAUACGACCAUUACAUUUGCAUACGUGAUGAUGAUUGCGUUCUUGGUUGCUACACAUCUUGGAAGGCAAGAAGGGUUUGGAAAAGACAUUUGGACGCUCACAGUGGAUCAGAUCACAAAUUUCAUCAGGGGCUUCUUCGCCUUUGAGAUUGUCUACUCUGUGACCCUCGCCUUCAUCAAAGCCUCGAUACUGUUCCUGUACUUGCGCAUUUUCGGAGCACUCACCGAGACUUUCCGCCGAAUCCUCUGGGCGACACACAUAUUCAACAUCGUCGUAUGCGUCACAUUUGUCAUCGUCAACCUGAACCAAUGCAAGCCUCUAAGCUAUUUCUGGUUUGGAUGGGAUGGCAGGCAUCCUGGUCAAUGCAUCGACUUGUCUGCCAUGGCUUUGUCCCAUGCGGCCAUCAACAUUGCUCUUGAUCUCUGGAUGCUGGUUUUACCAGCGACGCAGAUCUACAAGCUCAACUUGCAGAAAAGGCAGAAAGCAGGGAUCAUGUCCAUGUUUGGCGUGGGAAUCUUCGUCACGAUUGUCAGUGCUAUCCGCUUGCGCAGCGUAGCGCAGUUCAACAAGUCGUGGAACCCGACCUACGACUUCUUCGGCCUGGCACUUUGGUCUCAUAUUGAGCUUUGCGUGGGAACAAUUGUAGCAUGCAUGCCUGCAGCCCGGGCCCUCGUCCGACGACUCUUCCCCGAGCUCCUCUACGUCACCAACAUCUCCACGAAUAGAACUUCCACCAGAGCUUCCGGCAACGUCAAGAUCGUGUCCCAGGACAUUGCAACCAUUGACACAGAUGAUCUCGCUGAGAGUUCGACCGCGAAUUCUACGAAGAAAGACUCGCUGGCUACCUUGACGCCCGAUCGGGUACCGCUGAAGCGACUUACUACAAGCGAUAGCUUGCUGCAGAUUUCCCCCAGCGACCGGGAUCGCUCACUGUACGGAGACUCACAGAAGGGGAGCAAGAUCAGCGAUUGGUAA
Molecule: messenger RNA, 1353 nt
Organism: Colletotrichum phormii
Lineage: Eukaryota; Fungi; Ascomycota; Sordariomycetes; Glomerellales; Glomerellaceae
Product: CFEM domain-containing protein
Exons: 7
Coding region: 1-1353 (450 amino acids)
Source: RefSeq, a predicted model, not a curated record